CACUAAAGAAAGAAAGAAAGAAAAAGUUCGCGUGUGAUGUGUUUGUAUCCUCAGUGUUUUUCUCUCUUAGGUGUUUUAUUGAGUGCAAACAGAGUUUUGUCUCUGUUUAUUUUAGUGUAGAGAUGUUGAUGAUGACAGAUGAGAUGUGCUGUAAAUCAGUAGGAACUGAUCUGUCCAUGCUGGAUAUUGAUGAUUACAUCACAGAAAUCUCUCAGCUGAAGAAAGAGGUGGCGUUACUGGAGGCAAAACUGAGUUCAAGAGGAGAUUUAAGACUGAAACGAGAGGAUGUGGAUUGUUGUGAAUCUUCAUGGUAUGUGACUGAUGUUGUGAGUCUGGAUCCAGUGUGGAUGAGCAGAGAUCAGAGCCGCACACCACAGCCACUGCUGGACUCUAAACUCUCUGAAGAGAAAUCCAGACACACACAGAACUCAGAUCUCAGUCUGACUUUACUCUGUUAUACUGAGUCAAAGCCCACAGACACUCAGGACACUACAGUGUGUGACAGUAAACAGAGCUUACAGGAGGAUCAAACCUCUACAGAGUCUCUGGAUUCUGUCUGUAACGCUGGAGAACAGCAGCAGAUCCUGAAGAUGUGUUCAGUUAAACUCAUCGACUGCAGGGACAUCAUGAUGAAGAUUGAAACUGAACCUACAGAAAUCAAAACUGAACCCACAGAAGAGGAAGAUCACACUGAGGAAGAUCACACUGAGGAAGAUCACACUGAGGAAGAUCACACUGAGGAAGAUCACACUGAGGAAGAUGAUGAUUUUAUUCUGUCAGAUGUGAAGAGUGAAGAAAUAACGUCCUCAACAUCAAAAGAGCGACUGACAGCACAAACUCUGCACAAACAGACAUUCAGCUCUGUGACGGAGGAGAACUAGCCCUCCCCGCUGGGUAAUCAUUACUGGCAACCACACACACACACACAUACACACAUCGCAUUCACUUACCUCUCAUAAUCCAUCCCGUUUCCCCGGCUGUCGAAGCUGUGAGUGCACGCACACUCUGAUGGCACAUGGACAUGUUUUCACACCACUCUUCCCCUCUGUUAGCAUCCAAAACUUGGACCCUUCAUACACAUACAUUGUCUUUGCACCCACGCUGUUUUGUUUGUUUGUUUUGGUUAGCUGCCUUCGGACUGA
Molecule: messenger RNA, 1142 nt
Organism: Paramisgurnus dabryanus
Lineage: Eukaryota; Metazoa; Chordata; Actinopteri; Cypriniformes; Cobitidae
Source: RefSeq, a predicted model, not a curated record